This is a messenger RNA of Engraulis encrasicolus (European anchovy), 6348 nucleotides long. RefSeq names its product RB1-inducible coiled-coil 1 (gene rb1cc1). The transcript has 24 exons. The record is from RefSeq and is a predicted model, not a curated record. The coding region runs from base 496 to 5382 and encodes 1628 amino acids. Gene Ontology annotation, molecular function: protein kinase binding; molecular adaptor activity. Gene Ontology annotation, biological process: piecemeal microautophagy of the nucleus; positive regulation of protein phosphorylation; glycophagy. NCBI's taxonomy places the organism in Eukaryota, Metazoa, Chordata, Actinopteri, Clupeiformes, Engraulidae. Gene Ontology annotation, cellular component: Atg1/ULK1 kinase complex; phagophore assembly site membrane.
CAACAAAACACAGCAGCGUUAGCUUGCUGCUGGAGUAAAGGCUUGUGUUACACAAUUCUAGAGGAAGGGGUCGAUGUCAGUAGGGAUAUUCAUUAGUUAAUAGUUAAUCGUUAUUUACCUGAUGGGAGUAUGGCAGUUUAAUUUAAAUGAUAUACAACUACCUUGAAUGAAGGUUGUAUGUCAAAGAAAAAUACUGUAAAUAUUAAGCAAGGGCGGUUGCUAUAUUCCGCUAACGAUAAUUCUCUUGCGAGGUAACGGUGGCUAGCCCUGAUGUAUAGUUAGCUGUCGAUGCCCUGUCUAUAAGCUUGGAACUUCUGCUAGCUCACUUCAAAUGAUGAUGCUUUUCGUCAAGCGGUGACUCGAGGAGUUUUAACAACGAACCCUCCUUGAUGUCCAGCGUGGUGAGCAUCUGCUUUUGGUGUCAAGACUACAUUGGCAUCAAGUCAAGGACUAAAUGAACCAGGAGGGCAAAACUAGGGUUUUGGAGAAUUCAACAUGAAGUUGUAUGUGUUCCAGGUCAACAAUGGAAGCACACUUACUUUUGAUACUGAACUUGCCGUCCAAACGGUGGCAGACCUCAAACAUGCCAUCCAGGUCAAGUACAAGAUUGCGACGCAGCACCAGGUUCUGGUGGUUAAUGGAGGGGAGUGCAUGAUUGCGGAUCGACGAGUCUGCAGCUACAGUGCAGGCACUGAUACAAACCCAAUCUUCCUGUUCAACAAGGAGAUGAUUUUGUGUGACCGUGCCCCCACCAUCCCCAAGACCACCUUCUCCAUAGAGAAUGAGAUGGAGCUGAAGGUGGAGGAGUCCCUCAUGAUGCCAGCAGUCUUUCACACCGUUGCCUCACGAACACAACUCGCAGUGGAAAUGUACGAAGUUGCCAAGAAGCUUUGCUCCUUCUGUGAACGGCUGGUCCAUGAUGAGCAUCUGCAACACCAGGGCUGGGCUGCCAUCAUGGCCAACCUGGACGACUGCACGCUGUCUUAUCAAAAGCUCCUCUUGAAGUUUGAUACGGCUUACAUGAACUAUCAACAAAACUUUGAGGAUAUCAAAAUAAAACUUACCAAACUGGGAACAGCUGUAUCAGUUAUGGCCAAGAUUCCCCUGCUGGAGUGCUUGACCCGCCACAGCUACCGCGAGAGCCUGGAGAAGUCCAGCUCGCCCACGCAGAGGCCUGGCGAUGAGGAAGAGGACGACGAAGAGGAGCCCUCGGCCCAGUCGGUCACCCCCUGCACUGCAGAGGCGCCGCUGAGGACUUCUUCCGCCUCUGGUGGUGGAACUGCUCCCACUCAGGCGGCUGAUGCUCCCCGCGGCGACGGCAAGAUGACGGACAGUAGCGAGCUGAAGGCAGCGCUGCAGGAGGCGGACUCGCCCGAGAAGGUGCUCGCCGCCGCCUUCAACGUCACCCUACUGGACUGGAUCAACGUCCAGGACCGGCCCAAUGACGUAGAGUCUGUGGUGCGGAAGUGCUUUGACUCCAUCAACAGGUUGGACCCACGUAUCAUUCAGCCAUUCUUAGGAGAUUGCCGGGAUACGAUUGCCAAAUUGGAUAAUCAGAACAUGAAGGCCAUCAAGGGGCUUGAGGACCGACUGUACGCCCUUGACCAAAUGAUUGCAAGCUGUAAGAAGUUAGUGAAUGAACAGAAGGAACUUGCUCAGGGAUUUCUGGCCAAUCAGAAGAGGGCUGAAAACCUGAAGGACACCUCUGUGCUGCCUGACCUGUGUCUGAGUCAUGCAAACCAGCUUAUGAUUAUGCUCACCAACCACAGGAAGCUGCUCGAUAUCAAACAGAAGUGCACCACUGCCAAACAGGAACUCGCAAACAACCUACAAGUUCGUCUCAAAUGGUGCUGCUAUGUGAUGCUGCACGCGGACCAGGACGGGGAGAAGCUGCAGGCGCUGCUGCGGCUGCUGACGGAGCUGCUGGAGAGGGUGCGCGUGGUGGACGCCCUCAGCACCGUGCCCCAGAUGUACUGCCUGGCCGUCGUGGAGGUGGUCAGGAGGAAGAUGUUCAUCAGACACUACAGAGCGUGGGCCAAUGCACUUGUGAAGGAUGGGAAACGACUAUAUGAAGCUGAAAAGGUCAAAAGGGAAACCUUUGGAAAGUUAUUCAGGAAGUCAUUCCUAAGAAAUCGUUUGUUUCGAGGGCUGGACUCAUGGCCUCCUUUGUCAUUUUGCACUCGAAAGCCUCGCAAGUUUGACUUUGAGCUUCCUGACAUCUGUCUUGAGGACCUGCAGUAUCUAAAGACUUGCUGUCCUAAUGAGGUUCAGCCUUUCCUCAGGGUUCCUACGCUGUGUGACUUUGAGCCUUUGCAUCAGCAUGUUGAGAAGCUUCAUCUGUUGGUCCAGGCUGCACAAAGUCUAGAUGAGAUGUCUCAAACCAUCACUGACUUACUAAGCGAACAAAAGGCUUUCUCUAGUCAGAGGUCGUCUUCAUUUGUACCCCGAUCGGAAAGCACAACAGGGACCACGCCUACCUCCUCCAAAACACUAUCCACCCUCAGCAUCCAGACCCCCGCCCUACCCGUCCCCGUGCCCUUGGAGGACCUGUCCCCCGACAGCAUAGACGCCCACACGUUUGACUUUGAAACCAUUGGGCACCCCAACAUGGAACCCGUGCUGCAGCAGGGAUCGCUGGACCUGGACUCACUGGCCGAGAGCCCCGAGUCGGACUUCAUGUCUGCCGUCAACGAGUUCGUGAUCGAGGAGAAUGUAACGUCGCCCAACCCCAUCAGUGAUCCCACCAGCCCCGAGAUGAUGGUGGAGUCGCUCUACUCGUCCGUCAUCAACGCCAUCGACAGCAAGCGCAUCCAGGACACGACGCGGCUCGAGCGGGAGAAUUCGCGGAUCGCAGCGUUGCGGCUGUGCGCCGACCGCUACCGAGCCGCGGCGGAGGAGUCCCAGAGCAACCUGCGCAGCGUCCGGGACGACCUGCAACACUUCCGCGGCAUGGUGGCUCGCGAGCAGAGGGACUUCGGCUCCAUCCUCAAGACCAUGACGGUGGAGGUGCACGAGGUCGUCACCCGGCUCCAGGUGUGCCACGCGGAGGAGGUCCGCGAGAGCCACCAGCAGGAGGUGGAGACGCUGAAGCGAGAUCAUGAGCAGCAAGUGGUCUCGCUCACGGAGGAGCUGGAGGCCAACCGCGGCAUCGUGCGCGACGUCCAGAGGGCCAUGCUGGACCUGGAGGGCCUGAUGGAGCGCAAGGAGAAGGAGAUCGCCCAGCUGGAGUCCGACCGAGAGCGGGCGACGGAGGUGCUGUGCAGCUCCCAGCAGCAGGCCCUCCGUGACCUGGAGAGCAAGAUCGCAGAGCAGGCCGAGCAGAUCAAAGCCUCGCAGGCCUCCCGAGACGAGCUGGCCGGCCAGCUGCAGAGUCUGCAGAAGGAGCUGGAGGGCGCGCGGGAGAACGUGCGCCAGGAGAUGGGGGAGGUGGAGAGGGACCACCUGCGGGAGCUGGAGGUGAGCCUGGCCCGGCAGCACGGCUCCAAGCUGGAGGAGGAGCGGCGGGAGCACCAGGGUGCGCUGGAGAAGCAGGCCCAGGAGCACCAGGCCGCGCUGCAGAGCCAGCAGGAGCAGCACGGCCAGCAGCUGAAGGACCGCGAGGGCCGGCUGCAGGAGCUGGAGGCCCGGGUGUCGGAGCUGGCGGACGCCCGCUGCAAGCUUGAGGUGGAGAUGGCGCUCAAGGAGUCGGAGACGGAGGAGGUGCGGCUGCAGCUGGAGGAGGCCCGGGCGCAGCAGGAGGAGGAGAUGAAGGCCCGGGCGGAGGCGCAGGAGGCCGAGCUGCGGAGGGAGCUGGAGGGCGCCAGGCAGGAGCUGCAGCGGAGGAACGAGGAGCACGAGGUGGGCCUGGCCGAGCUGCGCGCGCUCCUGCGCCGCGAGAAGGACCACUGCAUCUCGGAGCUGGUGGAGCGGCACGAGGAGGAGCACGCCCUGCUGCGCUCCGAGCUGUCCGCUCUGCAGCAGCGGGCCUCGGACGCCCAGCGGGACGCGGAGGAGCGGCUGCAGGCGCUGCAGCAGGAGUGGGACGAGCAGGCGGAGCUGCUGCGCAAGGACAGCCAAGAGCAGCAGGAGAACACCAAAGAGGAGGCGCAGCGGCUGGCCACGCUGCUCAGCGACCUGCAGGCGGAGAACGCGCUCCUGGCCGAGAGGUGCGAGCAGGAGAAGCAGCUGAAGGCGGAGGAGAGGGAGGAGGCCGUCAAGGCAGCGCUCGCGGAUGCCUUAAGAGACUUUGAGCUCCAAAAAGAGGGCGCGGAGAAUAGACUGUUAGAAAAAAUACAAGUACUUGAAAACCAACUCCAAGAGAGGCAAUCCACUGACAGGGUGUCACUUUUGGAGGAGCCAGUGGAGGGCAGUAGAGAGCCGACGGGUGCGGCGGUGUCCUUGGACUCUGCGCUGCAGGAGCCGGUACAGGACAAGCUGAAGGAGGAGAACGCCGCCCUGGUGGCCAGGCUGGAGCAGCUCGAGCGACGCAAGAAUGAGGAGAUGCAGAACCUCAAGACGGCCCUCAUCGCCGAGCAGCAGACCAACUUCAACACGGUCCUGACGCGGGAGAAGCUAAAGAAAGAGCAGAUCAUCAAUGAGCUGACCGAGAAGCUUUGGAAGGUUACCCAACAGCAGGAGAAAGACAAAGGUCUGAUCGAGACGCUCUCGGAGGACCGCGCCUCCAUGCUGCAGGAGAAGAAGUACCUGGAGGAGGAGCUGAACCGGCUGCGUAGCGGAGUCCUCGUCUCCUCCGCCUUCUUCAGCCCCGUCGCAGGCUGCACCUCCUCCUCCUCCACCACCGCCACCCCUUCCAGCCAAGCUCCUGCAGAGAAUGUGGGUGCUGUUGGCGGAGAGAUGCCCCUCGGCUUCCAGGAGCCCGACACGGAGAGGCUGGCCUCAGUUGCUUGUCUACGUGAAGACGAGAGGGUGGACCCUGCCGUGGAGGCUAGCAUGAUGGCUGCAAAUGAUAACACUUUGCUCAUGUCUGAAGAGAAGCAGCGAAUACUCAUUUUAGAGCGGACCCUACACAUGAAGGAGGAGGAGAACAAGCGUUUGAGUCAGAGACUGAUGUCUCAGAGCAUGUCUUCUGUGUCUUCAAGACAUUCAGAGAAGAUCGCUAUUCGAGAUUUCCAGGUUGGGGACUUGGUGCUGAUUAUUUUGGACGAGCGUCAUGACAAUUACGUCCUCUUCACCGUUGGCCCAACCCUCUACUUCCUUCACUCAGAGUCCCUUAGUGCACUGGACCUCAAACCAGCAAUGGGCGCCUCUAGAAGACCUUGGGUUCUUGGGAAAGUCAUGGAGAAGGAAUACUGUCAAGCAAAGAAGGCUCAGAACAGGUUCAAAGUUCCUCUUGGCACCAAAUUCUACAGAGUGAAAGCAGUGCCAUGGAACAAGAAAGUGUAGUAUCACUAAAGUUGUGAAAUAUUGUAUAUGUUGAUAUUGCCUACAUAUAAAACAAAAACAGUCUUGCAUCAUUUAUGAUUCUCAUCAGCGAAGGAGAUAAAAAAAGAGAUCCGCAACCUGAACGACAUUGUCAUAAUCAUGAGAAAAUUUUGCUCUUUACGAAUCCCCAUGUUUUCCUCCUCUCUUUCUUCUUUUUUUAAGAAAAAAAAAAAAUCCGGAAGAUUUGUAAAUUGUGGACCAAAUAACUUUCUUUACUAGGGCAUGCCCUAUGCAUAUUGGCCAAAAAGCCAUCAUACAUGUCUGUAUAAUUAACGAAAAGUAUUUGGAUGUUAUAUAUUAGUUCGCAUCAUUAUUCGCAUAUGUCCAUAUUUGUGGAAAAUACUGUAUCAUAAUCAGCCUAAUAUUACUUUGUAAGGUUCUGAAAGUAUACAUUUAUUAUAAAUGUCUAUGGAGGAAUGUUCAUGGCAUGCAUAUAGAUAUUAUAUUUUCUUUAAUUUACUUAUCCUGAUCCGUGUCUUGGUGGGAAAUGUAGGUUAUAUGCUGUUUGUUACUCACAGUAUGACCCUUUGUUGAUAAUUAAAUUAAAAUUGUACUUUUUUUUCUUUUCUUUGACUGACGAGCUGCAUCAAGCAGUGGUCAACACAAUCCUUCAAAUGCACUUUCAGAAAAGAGAAAACAAACAACUAAUGCUUUUGUUUAUACAAAAGGGAAGAAAAUGUGCUGUUAAGAAGAAGGCAAAAAAAAAAACCACACACACACAAAGUGAUGAUGGCACACUACUUCCCACUAUUAGAGGACAUUGACGUGUAGAAAGGAUAUAUUUAAUGUUUGUGACUGUGUGUCAUUACUGGAUUGAACAUGCCAUUGUACAUUGCUCAUGAAAUCACACACAUAACAAAAGAGAAAAAUGACUGUAUUGUAAAAGAAUUUAGAGUUUUCAAACAAUAAAGGUUUGAUCCAAACACA